Messenger RNA from Dipodomys ordii (Ord's kangaroo rat), 879 nucleotides. It is a transcript of the gene Nr2f6, whose product is annotated as nuclear receptor subfamily 2, group F, member 6. Gene Ontology annotation, biological process: negative regulation of transcription by RNA polymerase II; anatomical structure development; cell differentiation. The record is from RefSeq and is a predicted model, not a curated record. NCBI's taxonomy places the organism in Eukaryota, Metazoa, Chordata, Mammalia, Rodentia, Heteromyidae. The transcript has 3 exons. Gene Ontology annotation, molecular function: nuclear receptor activity; zinc ion binding; RNA polymerase II cis-regulatory region sequence-specific DNA binding. The annotation marks the transcript as partial.
GGGAGUGGAGGGGGAGGAGUGGGGGGGGAGCCAGGGUUCACAAAGCCCGGGUCUCUGUCCCUAUCCAGGUCCAACCGGGACUGCCAGAUCGACCAGCACCACCGGAACCAGUGCCAGUACUGCCGCCUUAAGAAGUGCUUCCGGGUGGGCAUGCGGAAGGAGGGUGAGUGGGGCGGGGCCGGCGCCACCGACCUCGCUACCCUGCCCGCCGAUCUGGCCCUGGGCAGCAGGGAUCUGUUAGGUUCUGUGGGGGCCUCCUGGCUUGUGCCCAGGCCCCCCGGCUCACCGGCCCCCAGCCCCACACCGUGGCCCAUGGCCGCCGAGCGCGCCGUGGCCUUCAUGGACCAGGUGCGCGCCUUCCAGGAGCAGGUGGACAAGCUGGGCCGCCUGCAGGUGGACUCGGCCGAGUACGGCUGCCUCAAGGCCAUCGCGCUCUUCACGCCCGACGCCUGCGGCCUGUCGGACCCCGCGCACGUGGAGAGCCUGCAGGAGAAGGCGCAGGUGGCGCUGACCGAGUACGUGCGCGCCCAGUACCCGUCCCAGCCGCAGCGCUUCGGGCGGCUGCUGCUGCGCCUGCCGGCCCUGCGCGCCGUGCCCGCCGCGCUCAUCUCGCAGCUCUUCUUCAUGCGCCUGGUGGGCAAGACGCCCAUCGAGACGCUCAUCCGGGACAUGCUGCUGUCGGGCAGCACCUUCAGCUGGCCCUACGGCGCGGGCUCGGCGCAGUGACGCGCCGCCCGGACUCGUUUUCUAAGGACUGUGAAGUGUUUGUCUUUUCUGUUUUCUAAAUGAUCUCCAAACCAAAAAGCCGGGCGUGGCCCCGGCGCCCGGACCCGGGACCCCGGGGCGGAUCAAGCCAAUAAUAAAGCGUUUCCUACCCGC